Betta splendens (Siamese fighting fish) is the source of this 8306-nucleotide messenger RNA. RefSeq names its product metabotropic glutamate receptor 4-like. Bases 1422 to 4298 code for a protein of 958 amino acids. Gene Ontology annotation, cellular component: membrane. Gene Ontology annotation, biological process: G protein-coupled glutamate receptor signaling pathway; regulation of synaptic transmission, glutamatergic. Lineage: Eukaryota; Metazoa; Chordata; Actinopteri; Anabantiformes; Osphronemidae. The record is from RefSeq and is a predicted model, not a curated record. The transcript is spliced from 13 exons. Gene Ontology annotation, molecular function: adenylate cyclase inhibiting G protein-coupled glutamate receptor activity.
GCAGCGGCAGCAGCAGAUGGAAAGAUGCGCUAGACGGCGCUUCAAUGAUGGAACUUCGUAUUUACAUGUUGUUUGAGUUUGGACCGAACCCAAAGAAUUAUGCAAUGAUGCACAAACGGGUCGAUGUACGCUGCACUUAAAGCCUCUGAUAUGUACUUAAUGCAGAUGUGGGACAGCGGGGCCAGAUGGACAGGGAGGAUGAUUCAGAUUCACACCUAUACCCUAACAGCUGCGGGCUGUGGGCUCUGACAGCAAGAAACCAGCUCCUUCAAUUUCCUGAAAUGACUCGAUCCAAACCAGUUUUCACGUCAAUACGCUUUACAACUAAACAAAGACUCUUCCAUUACCUGCCUGGUUCCGAGGAAUGCGUUACCAGUCGUGUCAGCGUAGACAAAGCGUGCCUUUGGAGAGGAUGUAAUGAGUAACUAAAAGAGAAAACUAAAGAGGGACAGACAUUUUUCCAGUCGUGCGCCGGUGGGAGGGAAGAUUUGUGCAGUCAAACAAAAGAAGCCAGAGAGGAAGGAGAAGAAGAGGAAGAAGAGUAGGAAAUCGCUGCAACCCCUGGAGUCUCAUUUCAGCACCACCCGCUAUACUGGACAGCGUCUGAGCAGCGGAGUUGGUGGAGAAACGGGAGAUGUUCAAGACUGCAGCUGCACAGGGCGCGUUAUUUCCCCACAACUAAAAAGAAUCUGACUUUUCACACUCGUGUUCUUCUUUUUCAAUUUGAGCUGGGUGGCGGGUUUGGCGAGCUGCGUUCAAACAGCAGUCGAGUCCGGAGCUGCCUGGAGCCGGAGAUGCCAAGCGAAAACACGGAAAGAAAGAAAUAAUAAUCCAAACUGGAGCGCAUCACAAAUCCAAGCUGGUUUUCGGAACUUCAGGCUCGUUUGUACGAAGAAGAUUUAAAGGUCUCCGGCCUGCCGCCGAUGUGGCCCCAGGCAGGGACAGCAGCUCCUCCAGAGCCCCGCCCACCCACCCCAACCCGGGAGAAGCAGGGGGCAGCGGAAAAGAUUCCUGCUGUGGAGCCCACCGGGACUUUUGGCUGGCUUGAAGGACCAUAAGGAGAAAUGAAAUGCUCCCAAGUGGUUGGGUAAAAGCAGAGAAUAGAGGCGCAGCUGCUUUUGUUAUUGCUUUUUAAGAACUCUCUGUGGACAAAGUUUGGUUAAUGCAUAUAGCCACUACACACAGGUGCAACAUACUGUAGAAGAAAGAACACGGUGGGAGAGACAAUAAAACAAGGCUGCAUGUGAAAUUAGAAUUACAUGGUUUGCGUCAGAGAGAGAAGACAGAGGAGACUUCUGAAGAUGUCUGCGCUCUGAAAACAGCUGCCGCCAACCUUCAGGAGAGUUGUAUGUGUGUGUACAGUCCUCUCUCACUUUCAAAGAAUCUGAAUUUGUAUUUGGAUGCAGAUUUAGCCGUUCAUCAUGACUGUACAGGAAGGCUUUGAGCGAGUGCGGACUGGCUGCCACAGAGGCAUCUGCUGCCGGGUGUUGCAGCUGCUACUGCUGCUGACUAGCUUUUUCUCAGUUGUCCUGACAGCCAAACCCAAAAUGCCAGGCCACACACACCUCAACUCGAUACGCAUUGACGGGGACAUUUCACUAGGUGGGCUGUUCCCCGUGCACGCAAGGGGGAACGAUGGCAAAGCCUGCGGAGAGCUGAAGAAGGAGAAAGGGAUUCACCGGCUGGAGGCCAUGCUGUUUGCCCUGGACCGUAUAAAUAAUGACAAUGAGCUUCUGCCUAAUAUCACUCUGGGGGCGCGCAUCCUGGACACCUGCUCCCGGGACACACAUGCUCUGGAGCAGUCGCUGACAUUUGUACAGGCGCUGAUUGAGAAAGAUUCAACGGAUGUCAAGUGUCUCAGCGGAGGGCCGCCCAUCAUCACAAAGCCUGAGCGAGUGGUGGGAGUGAUAGGUGCGUCUGCCAGCUCCGUGUCAAUCAUGGUGGCCAACAUCCUUCGCCUCUUCAAGAUCCCCCAAGUGAGCUACGCUUCCACGGCUCCAGAGCUCAGUGACAACACCCGCUACGACUUCUUCUCCCGGGUGGUGCCUCCAGACACCUACCAGGCCCAGGCCAUGGUGGACAUAGUCAAAGCCAUGCGCUGGAACUACGUGUCUACCGUAGCUUCAGAGGGUAACUACGGAGAGAGUGGGGUGGAUGCGUUCAUCCAAAAGUCUCGAGAGGACGGUGGUCUGUGCAUUUCACAGUCAGUGAAAAUACCACGAGAACCACGAGGUGGCGAAUUUGACAAGAUUGUCCGCAGACUCAGUGAGAACCCAAAUGCCAGAGUAGUGAUUAUAUUUGCCAACGAGGACGACAUCAGGGUCACACAAAAACCAACAUUAAUCCCUCGUGUAACUUGGAUGAAUCACCCUGUAAAGUUUAAGUUUGACAAGUGCAAAUCUACAGUAACAAGAAAAAUCCUGAAGAAAGUGGAAUCUGCCAUGCAACUUCUCCAAGCAGCUAAGAAGGCCAAUCAAACAGGCCACUUCAUCUGGGUUGGCUCAGACAGCUGGGGCUCUAAAAUCGCCCCUAUCCUGGACCAAGAAGAAAUGGCAGAAGGCGCAGUCACCAUCCUACCCAAGCGACAAUCCAUCAAAGGUUUUGAUCGUUACUUCAUCAGUCGCACAUUAGAAAACAACCGACGGAAUAUCUGGUUUGCAGAGUUCUGGGAAAACAACUUCCAAUGCAAGCUCAGUCGCCACGCUGUAAAAAAAGGGUCCGGCGUCAAAAAAUGCACAAAUCACGAGCGGAUCGGGAAAGACUCGUCCUAUGAGCAGGAGGGGAAAGUUCAGUUCGUGAUUGACGCGGUCUAUGCUAUGGCUCACGCUCUGCACAACAUGCACAAAGACCUCUGUCCUGGAAAGGUUGGUCUCUGUUCUAAGAUGGAUACCAUCAACGGCACGUUGCUACUCAAGUACAUCCGCGAUGUGAACUUCACAGGAAUUGCUGGCACGCCGGUGGUUUUCAAUGUGAACGGAGAUGCUCCUGGUCGCUACGAAAUCUACCAAUACCAGAUGAUGAACAACACAACGGAGUACAAGAUCAUUGGCCACUGGACCGACCAGCUGCAUUUAGACAUCCCCGAGAUGCAGUGGCCUGGCGGAAUCCAAGACGUCCCCUCCUCCAUUUGCAGCCAUCCCUGCCGUCCUGGCCAGCGCAAGAAAAUAGUUAAGGGCAUUCCGUGCUGCUGGCACUGCGAGAGCUGUGACGGUUACCAGUAUCAGGCAGAUACUUACACCUGCAAGAUGUGCCGCUUUGAUCUGCGGCCAAACGACAACCACACCGGCUGCAUGCCCAUCCCCAUAGUCAAGCUAGAGUGGAGCUCACCGUGGGCCGUCAUCCCCGUUCUCAUCGCUGUCGCUGGCAUCAUGGCUACGCUGUUUGUGGUCGUCACCUUUGUACGCUACAACGAUACACCCAUCGUUAAGGCGUCAGGCAGAGAACUGAGCUACGUGCUGCUGACGGGCAUCUUCCUGUGCUAUGCCACAACCUUCCUCAUGAUUUCCACACCUGAUAUGGUAGUGUGCUCACUGCGGAGGAUUUUUCUGGGACUGGGCAUGAGUAUCAGCUACGCAGCGCUGCUCACCAAGACGAAUCGGAUCUACAGGAUCUUUGAGCAGGGCAAGAUGUCGGUCAGCGCCCCCCGAUUCAUCUCCCCAGCCUCCCAGUUAGUCAUCACAUUUAGCUUGAUAUCAGUGCAGCUGCUUGGAGUGUGCAUCUGGUUUGGUGUGGAUCCGUCACAGGCAGUCAUCGACUACGAGGACCAACGAACCACCAACCCCGAAAUGGCCCGCGGCGUCCUGAAAUGUGACAUAUCAGACCUGUCACUCAUCUGUCUGCUGGGUUACAGCAUGCUGCUGAUGGUCACCUGCACAGUGUAUGCCAUCAAGACCAGGGGGGUUCCUGAAACAUUCAACGAGGCCAAGCCCAUUGGCUUCACCAUGUACACCACUUGCAUCGUGUGGCUUGCCUUUAUUCCCAUUUUCUUUGGGACCUCUCAGUCAGCAGAAAAGUUGUAUAUCCAGACCACCACACUUACCAUUUCCGUGAGCCUCAGUGCUUCGGUCUCCCUGGGAAUGCUCUACAUGCCCAAGGUCUAUGUCAUUCUCCUCCAUCCAGAGCAGAACGUACCCAAGCGAAAGCGUAGCCUGAAGGCUGUGGUCACUGCAGCCACCAUGUCCAACAAGUUCAACUCGAAAGGUGGCCUGAGGCCAAACGGAGAGGCCAAAUCAGAACUUUGUGAAAGUCUGGAAACGCAAGACUGUGUUGAGGGAGGGGAGCCUUGUGAGGGACUUUAGACUCUCAGGUAACACGAUUAGAAAUUGACUCUGUCCUUUUAUUAUCUGUGACCAAUUAUGUUGCAGUUCAUUUCUGUUGUGUGUUCUGUGCACAACAGCCCAUGUCUGCAGACUCCCAGCUGCCUCUGGCUAAAUAGCACUCUGAAUGCCACAAGACAGUAAUCCAUCCCUCACAAAUCCACCCUUGACCAAUGCACAUUAACUUUGAUUGUGCAGUGCUAUGAAAUGGCCAAUCAGCCUGGUGAAACAUGUUGGAAGAUGACACCAGUCUGGCUGAAUGAAGGAAACAAACGAUAGCCAUGUGCUCCCUGUAAUUUGUUUAUCUGUUGACAAAAGGAGGAAUUUGUCAUAAUAGCACAACAACAAGAAGUGUGAACAGGAAAAGACAGAUUGGUCUGCCAGCUCCAAUUCUUUCUGGACUUCUGGACUAUCUAUUCUUUAUCUUGGCCUCACAGCACAUAAAUAUUCAAAUAAGGUUCAUUUAUCAAUGCUUCUCUUGGAAGAGAUGCUUUCAAUGAAAUGGCAAGAGCCCCCCGUUCCCAUGGCCGACAUCGCACUGACAAAUAUAAACACCUCUCCCCUGCAGCACUUUUGCCCCAACUCUGGCUUCCAGCUGUCACCUGAUUGGAUUCAUCCCCUCUGACAUAUUGAAUCAGUCAAAGAUGCUGUUGGCAGAUAGGCUGUGUAAUUACCACCAAUAAGCAUGCUUGCUGAGGACAGGAUGCUGACACCUUCACACGGACGCAUGUGUGCAGAAUGGCAAGAAUGCAUGUAAAGCACAGUUAGCGGAUCCCUCUGCAGCAGUAAUAGUCACUGUUUUCUAGCCUCUGGCCGCCUUGUUUUAUUCACAGUUGACAUAAGAUUCCAUACAAUAUUUAUGGAAGCUCAUAAAUUGCCAGAGCAGAUCACAGAUUGUCUAAGGAUCAUUUGAUGUCUGACACAACACCAAAUGGCAACAUGGUGUUUGCUGCAUGCUUUGCUUGGAGCCCAGAACAAUUGGAAGUAUUUGCAUGUGGUGAAAGACCUGUAAUAGAUUCUAUUAUUUUAUAGUGAUGCUGUGAGGUGUCUUGUAUCAUAUUAGGGUGCAAUUAUUGUUCAUAUCUAGAGUAUCUAUAUAUCUAUCUUACAUACAUUACAUACAUAGUCGACUGUGAAGAAAACAUUAAAACAGAGACUUUAUUGUCACAAACACUGUAAUAGGAAGUGCUUUUGACUGCAUCAUUUUGACAUGUUGGUGACACUUUUUUAUUUACAAUACUAACAUGUACUACAUCAGUCCCUUAUUUCAGUAGAAAUUUACAAGCAACUCUUAACAGAAUUCAUUUUUCUACACAAAUUGCUAAGUUGCUGCACUAAAUUUGUGUAAGAUUCUUCAGAAGUUGAAAAUAUAAGAUAGAAAGUUCUACCAAGUUAUAGUUGAGUCAGUUAAUCUAAUUCAAUUUUGUGGUUUCAGUUUUUUAAAUGUGACUUUCUAUGUUUAAUGUUAGUGUUGAUGAAAAAUGGGGCUUGUGGAAUAAAAUUAUCAACCUGAUGAAGUCACUGAGUUCUGAGAAUCAUAGUUUUAAAGGAAUUUCUGGAUUUACCCUGUAUUCAUGCAGUGAAGGAAGAACACCUAUAAUAAUCUUCUUAACCCUUACCUUUUGUCUUCCACCCCUGACAGUGCUGUCCUCCAAGCAGACAUACAUAAGUUACAGUAACCAUGCCAUCUAACACAGCACCAGAGGAUCAAGGGUCUGUGAGAAAAAAAUCACCUGUUAAUGGGAACUACUGAAUGACUUUAGACGAAACGCCUGAGGUAGAAAGAUGGGAAUUUGGCCCUCCACAAAGAGAGAGGACGUCAUAUUUUUCUAGAGAAUCAGGUAAAGGCUUUGAUGCCACAUUUAUGAGAUUCUAGCAGAUUUCCUGCAGGGAAUGCGGAGAUGUUUGAGAGGUUGGACACACUCUUCCUCUUCUUCCCGACCUUCCUGAGACGUGGGGAUUGAGCAGUGACGUUUCAAGAUGUGGACUAUGUGAACCACCUGGAAGCUGGUGUGCCAGUGUGUUUUCUUUCUGAAGUGUAUAGCACAGUUUCAGUUCUGAGAGGUUUAUCUAUAAAAGUUAUUUUUGGCUACUGCUGUCAUUGGAGUUUAACACUAACGUACUCGUCAAACUUUACAUGUCUUACAUGAACCAACACCUGAAACUCAACCAGUGGGUCAUUCUAGCUUUUUGUUUUUUUAAAUAAAUUUUUCAUAAUAAUGUAUGCCAUCAUCAUAGCAAACCUAGUGUACAGUCCCAGAGCAUGCUAGUGGGCGCAUCAUGUAUACUGUGCUGUGUUGUCAACAUCAGUGGACAAAAAAAGACUUGUUUCAAGGGCAGAAAGAGUCGUACCUUUGUGGUUUACACUCGCUCCAUAAAUGUCCGCCAGGACAAUACAUAGCUUGAGCAUCCAAGAUUUAUUGGCCCUUACUUAUCUAGCGUUUGUUAAAACCAGCUGAGUGACUGCAUCUGUUUAACCUUAAAGCCAGGCAAUUAUAAAUGUGCAGUUACAGUAUGUACACAAUUAUGCAAUCAGCCAAAGUUGUUCCCAUAUUCUACAUUCAUGAAUUGUGUGGAUGUAAAACUCAGAUCAUUUAAAAUCAAAUGUUAUUUUGUUUGUUUUUUGCAGUUAAGCAAUAAUACUGCUGCUGCUAUAAUCUAGUCUCAGUACAUCAUCAGUACGUCAAGCAGAAAUACUACUACUACUUUUGAUGCUAGACUGGAUGAGAUAGAUGACCUGAAAUGAUUAAUGGGUUUAAAAGCAGGUUCAUGCAGCUGCCAUCAGAACACAUUUAAGCAUGCUUCAGUCUAAACCUUCAGAAAUUUUUAGUUGGAUGACAAAGCAGAGCAAAAAAGCAGAGCCUGAUACUAGCUGAUUUAAAACAAAAACAACCUGCUAACACCUAUAAAGCAUAUUAUUACAGUGCAUAUGUUUGGCUCUGAAGCCUGUCAGCACUUUCUUCACAGAAUAAUUAACAAAUACAGACAGACACACAAACACAGUGACUCCACACCAUCUUCCUGGCAGGAAGCAGCAGAAAUCUGCAUGUGUAGCUGGCAAGUACUGGAUAUUCAUCAUUUUUGUUUAGUUGGACAUCUAAUAGUGAGAUUGAUGAAGUUGAUCAGUCAGUGCUGUCUCAGGGUCUGGUCUGCUAAAUUAAGCAGAACCCCAAACUCACACGAUACCAAAUUCAUGUUAGAGACAUUUUUAGUUUUAACAUCUUUCAGUUCUAAAUCAAAAAGAAGGAACAAUAGCUGCUCGAUAAUUAAGGGCCAGUGCCUUCAUUCUGUGCCUCAUACACAUUUUACAGUCUUUAUUUUCUUUAUUCUUUAUGUUUGUGUCAUCCAUUAUAAAAAUAUGACUGAAAAGGACUAAAUGUACAAAUUAUAAUUAAGUGUGCAACCUCCAUCUUUGUGUCCAAUCUCUAAAGUAUUCGUAAUGAGCAGUAAUUCUGGAAUUUGUCUCAGUAAAUGUUAUCCUCAGCAAUGCAAAAAUCUGUAUGUUGCAUGUCAAAACUCACGAGAUGAACAAUCUGACAGAAGGGUUUGUCAUCAGGAAGGAAAUCUGCUGCAGAGAAUUAUAAAUGUUUGGGUUUAAACUGAUUCUUACUGUAGCUUCAACAAAAGUCUGAGAUGCCGCAAAUGUUUUCUCAUGAUUUGAUAAAAUAUUUGUUUGUGAGAUUGUGUUUGUGAAUAUAAUCAUUUACUGCGUUUUGCCACAAACCCUGCCUUUUUAUGUUAUUAAAACACAGUCUAUGUUACAAAAUAGAAAAUGUUGACUGUGCUAACUGAAAUUCAAUGGCAAGUUAAUGUAUGUUAAUAAAAUGGAUUGACUAUGUUUGCUUUAUGCACUGAAUUAUUGUAUAAAAAAGAAAGAGAAAAAGAAAUACAGUGCCUGAAUAUUUAUGAAUCAUCUAUAGAAAAAAAUGUGUAGAGCAUGUUCAUUUUUAUACAAGAUAUUUCUAAUAAAAAGAAUGUUUUGCUAAUUAA